AUGAGCGUAAACUGCUGUCGCUCGCCUACGAGAAAAUUGUCGACCUUCGCCCUCAAUCGAGCUGAAGCAGGAGAGCAAAGCGGCAAUGGUGCAGGCAAAGCUUGUCCAGGAGUCCAGGAGUACCGAAAGGUUAUCAAAAUGGAGCUCGAGACUGUCCACAACGAUAUUAUAGAACUUGUUGAUAAUUGGUUGCUAACUGAAGCCGUUUCUGGCGAAUCUAAAAUGUUUUACUUUACUCUAAAAUGCUCGAACGCCGAUAAUGCUGCUAAGGCCUAUAAAGAAGCGAAAGAAGGUGCCUUCGUACACCUAACUCCUACACCUCCACUCCUUUGGCCGUGGCCGAAGGCGUUUGAUGAUGCAAUUGCUGGUACGUUGCUUACUGAAACUAACGUGUCGCACCUGACUCACCAUACAGAGCUUAACACUGUCAGUGAGGACUCGUAUAAGGGGUCUACUAUGAUUAUGCAGCUGUUAUGUGAUAAGCUAUAUGUUGUGUCCUGGGAAGAUCAUGAGGAUUGA
Penicillium subrubescens is the source of this 519-nucleotide messenger RNA. Its product is annotated as 14-3-3 protein. Bases 1 to 519 code for a protein of 172 amino acids. The transcript has 5 exons. Lineage: Eukaryota; Fungi; Ascomycota; Eurotiomycetes; Eurotiales; Aspergillaceae. The record is from RefSeq and is a predicted model, not a curated record.